AUGAUCUCGCCGACUUCGCCACCGUCUUCCUCCGACCGCCGCCGCAGCAGCAGCAGCGCCGCCGUCUCCGCCGUCUCGUCUGCCGAAGAGGACGAGCGCCUCGACGCCUCCCUCGCCCGGCCCGACGGCCUCGCCGGCCUCCCUAUCGACAUGAUGGACUACUACGCCGACUGCGAAGACGCCGGCAACCCCACCGUCCUCAACAUCAAGAUCGCCACCACCUUUCGCAACGCCGCCGCCGGCUCCAACGUCUCCUUCUCCCUCCGCUGGACGCCCCUUACCCCCGGCCCGCCGCAUCCGCGUCACCUUUGGGAUCGCCUGUCCGGCGCCGUCGCCUCCCUCUUGGGCUCCGCCUCUCCUGCUGCUCCCACCACCCUCCCGGACACCGUCCCCUACAGCGCUGCCAACCUGCCCCGCAUGAGCCUCAUCGGCCACUUUGAGCCCAUCACCCCCGACGAGACCUCGUACGCGGACCUCGCCUCCUGCUUCGUCAACACCCACUCCGACGCCAAGUACUGGCUCCCCGGCAACGUCAUCCACCAAUCUAGCUGGGCCAGGCUCGUCGUCGAGCAGGUCUACUGGGUCGGCGGCUUCGGCGACAGGGCCUACAUCGGCUGGCUCCCCAUCGAGGACUGGAGGGGCGUCACCAGGGAGGAGUGGGAGUCCAUCAAGCUCCCCGGCGAGGAAAGGGACUGGAAGGAGUGGGCUCUCGAGGAGCCCAAGGAAUGGGAUCUAUAA
Molecule: messenger RNA, 738 nt
Organism: Parascedosporium putredinis
Lineage: Eukaryota; Fungi; Ascomycota; Sordariomycetes; Microascales; Microascaceae
Source: the annotation of a GenBank genome assembly